Messenger RNA from Bombyx mandarina (wild silkworm), 2592 nucleotides. RefSeq names its product mediator complex subunit 16 (gene MED16). Gene Ontology annotation, cellular component: mediator complex. Gene Ontology annotation, biological process: positive regulation of DNA-templated transcription. Gene Ontology annotation, molecular function: protein binding. The record is from RefSeq and is a predicted model, not a curated record. Lineage: Eukaryota; Metazoa; Arthropoda; Insecta; Lepidoptera; Bombycidae.
AAAUUGACGUGAUAGGUAUCAACAAAUAAAGUUCUCGCAAUCUUAAUAACUUCAAAUUUCCAACCUGUUGUUCAUACGUAUUUUAAUAAACAUUAAACAUUUCAUUCACAAAUCGCUAACCGCAGUCCGCGGUAGUUUAUAAUGGAGCUAAUAUACUCUAUGAGACGCAAGCCACUUAAAUGUGAACCUCCGCACUUUGAAAAUGUAAAAGACUCUGAAGUAGUCCGACCAAUUUGUACAAUAUCAUGUGCAAAUAUCAUAGCAUUCUCAUCACCGACAGAGCUUAGUGAUGUGGACGGAGCAACAUGGGGAGGUCAUGUGUAUGUAUGUGACUUAGAUACCCCAUGGAACAGUCACAAAGUUACAAGUACAGCUUAUCCGGUGUCAGCUCUAGAGUGGGACCUGGAAGGCAAACAGUUAUUAGUAGCCACUACAGUGGGUGAUGUGUCUGUCUAUGGACAGAAAGACUUCCUCCUCAAUGAUUGGACAUGUCUUUACAGUGCUAACUUCCCUGGAGAACACAUAAUCCAAGGGGCCUUUUUCCACAAUGGACGUCGUGUGGUGGCUGUGGAUAAAAAAUCAGAUGCGGUUAUCCCUGAAAAAAUACAAAUGCUUCGGUUCUCCCCUACUCUCAAGGGAUUUGGCGGCGUAGCUUGCGAGGGCGUGCUGGUGGUCACAGCCAGCGGUCUCAUCUGUGUGGCAGUGUCCCCGGGCGGAGACUCGAGGACCGCGCUGGUGGCCACCGAAGGCCUUCGCCCCCACAGGGAUCACGUCACCGCCGCUGCUAUUUGUUAUAAAGGUGGCAGCCCCGUGGUGGCGCUGUGCUGCGCGGACGGCUGCGUGCGCUGCGCCGCCGUCACCGUCACCCGCGCGCCCCCCGCCGCCCCCGCGCUCGCCCUGCAGCCGCUGCCGGCCAUCCACCUGCUGCACGAGGACCCGCCCGCUGCCGUGGCCUGGAGCUGCCGCGAGGACUCGGACUGCCUGCUGCUGGCGGGCGCCGCGCUGUCGCUGUGGAAGUGCAGCGAGCGGGCGCACCCCGUGCACAAGGUGUUCGCGAAGGGUAACCUGCAGAGCAACCCCACCGCGGGGGGCGGACAGAAGGCGGCCGCGGACUGCUUCAACACCCUGGUGUGGCAGCGUACGGCCGUGCUGCAGCAGGAGGGGGGCCGCGCCGUGUCCGUGUGCGGGGCGCGCUUACCGCAGUCCGUGCCCGCCGUGCUGCUGGCCACGCCGCACUCCGUGCACUACAAGCCCAAGGACAGUCACGUGGCGUUGAUCAGCAGGCCGGUGACGAGCCACGGCGCGGCGGACGCGCAGGCCGGGGGCGCCACUCCGCCCAAGAACACUAAAUACGGCCCGGGGGUCGCGCCGGGGGGGGCGCGGUGCGCGCUGGUGUCGUGCGCGGCGGUGAGCGCGCAGGGCGGCGCGGCGGUGCUGGUGGACACGCACGGACAGCUGCACGUGUACCGCCUGCCGCAGGUGUGGCCCGACCUGCUGCUGACCAACCCGGCGCUGUCGGUGCAGCUGGCGGUGAGCGCGCUGGAGUACGCGGCGGUGGCCGGCUGCGACUGUCUCGACGUGCUCCUGGCGCUGCGCCCCGGCGCCGCCGAGACCGUCUACGAGAGGUUCACGGAGUCGUUCCAGAGACAGCCGCCGGCGGUGCAGCAGUACUACCAGCAGAGCGCGCUCAAGCUGAGGAUAGCUCUGUGCAGGCUGUCGGCCCGGCUGACGGGCAGCGGCGCCUGGCUGACGUGUCUGCAGACGUGCGAGGUCGUGUGGGCGGCCGCCUCCGCCGCGCUCAAGCUGGAGGAGCGGCCCGACGGCGACUGCGAAGAGAACCACAUCGAGCAGGAUAAGUUGAUAGCGUCGCUAGAAGCGAAGGCGGAGGCGGGCGCGGAGCUGGCGGCGCUGCGCGUGUCGGUGCAGCGGGUGGGCGACAUCGCCGUCACCGCGCUGCUGUCCCUGUCGCAGCAGCCGCACCACCAGUCGCACGGGUACGAGCUGUGGUCGGACAACGGCGCGGUGUGGCUGCUGCGCAGGGUGCUGGCGCUGUCCCGGGGCACCGGCCGGCCGCACGAUGCCGCCGCGCGCUGCCUGGCCCGCCUCGCCGCCGCCGCGCCCGCGCUCAAGCAGGACCUGCUCGAGGAGUGCGCGUCGCUGGUGGCUCAAUGUCCGGGGCCGCGCGUGUGGGAGGCGCUCCCCCGGGUCAGUGUCUCGGCGCCUCAUCAGAAACCCGGACCCCACUAUUUGGAGUACGGAGUGGAGCCUGAUUCAUUGAAAUAUGCCCCGGAGCCGCCCCCCUACGUGCAAUGUGAAACUACACCCUCUCUAGCCAUGGACUCCAUACGGUACAUGUACCUCGGAGGAGGGUUGAGGCCGGCUCGCUGGCGGGGGUGCGCGCGCUGCGGGGGGAGGGCGCUGGCCGCCGCGCUGCCCGCCAGGCACCCGGCGCACAGGGCCUUCGACGCUCGCUUCGUCUCCAGCUGCAGAUGCGGAGGAAAGUGGACGCUGUUCACAAAUACUGAAAUGAAUUCAAACGAUAAAUAAACUUGCAAGUGAAUGUGAUAAAUAAUAAAAUGAAAUAACGUUUAA